AUUGUUCACCGCUGUGUCAAGUCAGGUUUUGUAUCCAAAGACCUGAAACUGAUACGCAAGAUUAAAUUUAUUUUUAUGUCAAAUGCAUGUAUUUCAUUCUUUGUGAAACAUUUAAAUUUCGUUUAGCCAAUCUGCCCCGGUAUUUGGAAACAAAAACAGCAAUGGAGAGAGGACGGACAUUUUAUGUUGCGUUGGUCGGUGGAAUUAUUGCAUUAGUGCUGUUAUUGGUUUCAGUAAACCUUCCGGCACAACUUGUGAUCGAGUCUAAACCUUACACUCUCGUUGUCUUGAAAAGUGGCAAGCUGGAUGGUUGGACUGCUAAGGAACUCGGACUGUCGUCUGCUGAAUUCGAGCUCGUGAAAAAUAAUUACGCGCAGUUUCUUAGCAGACACCAAACAUCAGACUACAGUGAUUCUAGUGAUUCUAGUGAGGAGGACGAUAAUGACGGAACUUUUGUACAUGUGAUAAGCGGGAAAGAUGGCGCUAACGUGACUUACAGUACUGAUGAAACAGUGCACAAAGAGAAUGCCGUUGCUGAAGGUACUCUUAAUAAGAAUCAUGAUAAUAAUGACAAUAUCAAGAGAAAACGUGCAGAUGAUGCAGAAGAAAAAGAAGACGAUGACGAAAAAGAUGGUGACGAGGAAGAGGAAGGACAAAUGACCGCCAAAAAUACUAUGGAUGAAAGUAGUUCCUCAUCUAGCGACUCUGACAGUGAAGGAGAUUCGGAAUCGAGUGAUUCGGAUGAAAUGACGCUCGAACAAAGACUUCAGGACCAGCCCAUUACACAGAAUAUCCGGCUCGGGCUCUUUCAUGGAACAGUGUGCUCAGUGAUGAAGAACGCGAGGGAGAGGUGUAAAUCUGUGUCGGUGAACGAAGCUAUAUAUGCCAUGAAUCACGAUGUUUCUUUUAUAUCAAGUGAUAUCAAUAUGCCGAUGUGGAAUAACUUGAGGGUGGAGUCAUUGUUUUCUGUGGUCACUUGCAUAUUUGGAUUGCUUUGCUUGAUUGCUUCAUUGAAACCAUGUUGUCAUAACAAACGUCUACCAGUCUACCUCGGAUCCGUCUCGUUCUUCGCUUCAGGUGCUCUCAUCUUCAUACCUAUUGUCCGUAUUCUUCUGGUUCGUUCCGACCUUGAACAAAACAUCGAUUCCGACUACAACGUAACAAUAAAACUGAUGACGUCAUGGUCACUUGUUGCUUCCGGCGUUGGUGCCCCCUUUGCUUUGAUGGCGUCGUUUGCGCUUAUUGCUACAAAAUGGUUUCGGGCGACGAAGCACUGGUACCAGCAUUUAACAAUGAAUUCAGAUAAUCAUGGAUUAGUACAGAAUGGCACGGCUGUUGAGAUAAAGAUGACCCCUUUGGAGAGGAAUUGAUUAGACAAUUAACCAAACAGCUACCUCGGAGAAAACCUUUUUAAUAUGUUUCUAUGGUUACAUUGCGAAAGAAACUAUUAAAUCCGUUUAAGUAGCUAGUAAAUAAAACUCGUGUAAUACAUUUUGUAUAUUAACCUUGUUGUACAAUUUUUGUUUAUGCCAUCGACGCAUCCAAUCAGCUGUUUCAAUGUGCAUUAUGUGAAAUUGAUAUUUUCCUCCGAUUUCUUCGUCGAUUUUAUUCAGGACUUCUUCACAUUGGAAAAGAAAACAAUAAGAAUGUUCAAUCUGAGUAUAAAUUUUUAGUAAGGCAACGUCAGUGUUAUGAUUACAAUGUGUAAUACUAUAUAGAACUUGCUUAGGUUGCCAUUAAUGAAGUUGUAUAACUAAUAGAUCUAUUUGAAAUGCUUUGAUAAAACAAUGAAAUUACAAUAAUUUUGUAUAUAUCAAGUGUUGAAAUAAAUAGUGUAUAUUUUAUCUUUUUA
Molecule: messenger RNA, 1852 nt
Organism: Ruditapes philippinarum (Manila clam)
Lineage: Eukaryota; Metazoa; Mollusca; Bivalvia; Venerida; Veneridae
Exons: 6
Coding region: 87-1370 (427 amino acids)
Source: RefSeq, a predicted model, not a curated record